Molecule: messenger RNA, 2584 nt
Organism: Populus trichocarpa (black cottonwood)
Lineage: Eukaryota; Viridiplantae; Streptophyta; Magnoliopsida; Malpighiales; Salicaceae
Exons: 1
Coding region: 409-2388 (659 amino acids)
Biological process (GO): cell surface receptor signaling pathway
Molecular function (GO): protein binding
Source: RefSeq, a predicted model, not a curated record
GAAGAGGGCGAGAAAGGAAAAACGCGUUUGACCUUGUAAAACCCGUCCACCAUUACAAGUCUGGACUCUCUUCCUUAAUUCUACAGCUAACAAACCUGUCUUUCCCUCUAUCAUCUCCUUCAAUCAAGCCAAUCAUACCCCUCUCCUUCUCUCUCUCUUCCUUGAUCUAGUUCAACAAAUAUUGUGUGUGGAGGGGUGUUUCUCUUGCUUUCCUUCCUUUUCUUUUCGUUUUUUCACUUCAAGAUUGCUUUAGCUUUCUUGAUUUGAUCAAAGAUUUUGUGGGGGUGUUGUGUUUCUCUUUAUUUGUCUGUUGGGGAGAUUAGAUUUGUACUAGGGAGUCUUUCGUAGUUUUUCGCAGUUUUCUUGAUAGGUUCAGAUUUGUGUUUGUUUUAUUAGUCCGCCGUGCCCAUGGCGGACUUAGUGAAGCAAAUCUUGGCAAAACCAAUCCAGUUAGCUGACCAAGUGAUCAAAGUCGCUGACGAGGCUAGUUCUUUUAAGCAAGAAUGUGGAGAACUCAAAUCCAAGACUGAAAAAUUAGCAACCCUUCUUCGUCAAGCAGCAAGAGCUAGUUCUGAUCUCUAUGAGCGACCCGCACGCAGAAUCAUAGAGGAUACUGAACAAGUUCUGGACAAGGCCUUGAUUCUCGUUAUCAAAUGCCGAGCGAAUGGACUGAUGAAACGUGUUUUUACUAUCAUUCCUGCGGCUGCUUUUCGGAAAAUGGGCUCUCAGUUGGAGAAUUCUAUUGGAGAUGUGUCUUGGCUGUUGCGUGUGUCUGCAUCAGCUGAUGAUCGUGAUGAUGAGUACUUGGGGCUCCCUCCUAUUGCUGCAAAUGAGCCAAUUUUGUGUUUGAUAUGGGAGCAGAUUGCAAUUCUUUAUACUGGGUCUGUUGAUGAUAGAUCUGAUGCUGCUGCUUCCCUUGUUUCGCUUGCUAGAGACAACGAUCGGUAUGGGAAGUUGAUUAUUGAAGAGGGUGGAGUUCCUCCUUUGUUGAAGUUGGUGAAAGAAGGGAAAUUGGCAGGUCAAGAGAAUGCUGCAAGAGCAAUUGGGUUGUUGGGUCGUGACCCGGAAAGCGUGGAGCAUAUGAUUGUUGCUGGUGUUUGUUCAGUGUUUGCGAAAAUACUCAAAGAUGGUCCUAUGAAGGUCCAGGUUGUUGUCGCUUGGGCUGUGUCGGAGUUUGCUGCUAAUUAUCCUAAAUGUCAAGAUCUUUUUGCUCAGCAUAAUAUAAUCCGGUUGCUGGUGAGUCAUAUUGCGUUCGAGACGGUUCAAGAGCAUAGUAAGUAUGCUAUUGUUAGUAAGGCUACUUCAAUCCAUGCUCUUGUUAUUGCUAGCAAUAAUUCGAAUGUUACUAAUGAUGUAAAUAAGCAAGUAGUUGAUGAGGAUCAAAGUCGAAUUCCUUAUCCUACGCGGGAUAAGAGCCCGAAUCAAUUGCAUACUGUGGUCACCAAUACUAUGGCAAUGAAUGCUGCGACCAAGCGGCCUCUACAAAAGCCAGGGGCCAAUACUAAUGGUGCUACUCAUGUAAACUUUGCCAAGAGUAAUGGUAGCAACAAUUUGAAGCAAAAUUAUCAGCCCCAUCAUCAGCAUAAUCAUUCAAUUUCGGGGGUUAGUGUUAAGGGGAGGGAGCUUGAAGAUCCUGCUACGAAGGCCAAUAUGAAAGCAGUGGCAGCAAGAGCACUUUGGCAUCUUGCCAAGGGAAACUCUCCAAUUUGCCGUAGCAUAACUGAAUCUAGAGCGCUCUUGUGUUUUGCGGUGCUAUUAGAGAAGGGACCUGAAGAUGUUCAAUACAAUUGUGCCAUGGCUUUGAUGGAAAUCACAGCGGUUGCCGAGAAAGAUGCUGAUUUGAGAAGAUCAGCGUUCAAGCCUAAUUCACCGGCUUGCAAAGCUGUUAUUGAUCAAAUGUUGAAGAUUAUUGAAAAAGCUGACUCUGAACUCCUCAUGCCUUGCAUCAGAGCUAUUGGGAAUUUGGCAAGGACAUUUCGAGCAACAGAGACAAGGAUGAUCUCCCCAUUGGUUAGACUUCUUGACGAGAGAGAAGCAGAGGUCUCUAGGGAGGCUGCAAUUGCCCUCGCAAAGUUUGCCGGCAAAGAAAACUACCUCCACCUCGACCACUCCAAGGCAAUUAUAAGUGCUGGAGGGGCGAAGCACUUAAUCCAGCUUGUUUACUUUGGUGAACUAAUUGUUCAGCUCUCAGCAUUGCCUCUCCUAUGCUAUAUUGCACUUCAUGUCCCGGAUAGCGAGGAGCUUGCCCAGGCAGAGGUGCUCACUGUCCUAGAAUGGGCAUCCAAGCAAUCUUACAUGGUUCAAGACGAAAAAUUGGAAGCAUUGUUGCCAGAGGCUAAAAGUAGAUUGGAGCUUUAUCAAUCCAGAGGUUCAAGGGGAUUCCAUUGAUUCAUAUUAAUGUUUAACGUAGUUUGUUGCUGCAUUGAUUUUUCUCUUAUUUAUCUUCUGUCUUUGCAAUGGAGUGUACAUAAAUGGUAGCUGCAUUUCGUUCUUUUACAAAGCUGCUAUUGCUUUAUUAUGUGUUAUCUUCAUUUGUUAACACCCAUUAUUCAAUAUUUAUAUUCAUGUUCAUGGUUAAUCUCAA